Molecule: messenger RNA, 10041 nt
Organism: Dermacentor silvarum
Lineage: Eukaryota; Metazoa; Arthropoda; Arachnida; Ixodida; Ixodidae
Gene: Ipk1
Product: inositol-pentakisphosphate 2-kinase-like
Exons: 14
Coding region: 73-1494 (473 amino acids)
Biological process (GO): inositol phosphate biosynthetic process
Cellular component (GO): nucleus
Molecular function (GO): ATP binding; inositol-1,3,4,5,6-pentakisphosphate 2-kinase activity
Source: RefSeq, a predicted model, not a curated record
UCACCGCAGGAGGUAUGCCAGCCGGCCAACAGCCAGCUGUUGUAUUUUGAUUGUCGCAGACUCGCAGUUGAUAUGGCGACUCCGACUGGAAGAGACCGGUCGGGUUGCGAUCCUGCCGAGAAAUUUAUCAUAUCGCCCGAAAACUGCGCUUUUCGCGGUGAAGGGAAUGCCAACAUCGUCGUCGCACUAAAAAACGAGGACAGAGUCCUUCGACUCCGUAAGAGCGCCACAUUCACCGAGGACACAAUAUCACUGAUAGGAGAGAGUCUACAGAAAUGUCAUAUGGAAGCAGACUUUAUCGAGCAUGUCAUGAAACCGCUCUUUGGAAGCCGAUUCGUCCAUCCCCCAGUCCUUGUUCGGUUGACAGCUGAAAACGUGAGGCUCAUCAAUAAGGCCGUGCAUUUGGAAAGACCAUUGCACAGGUUAAAAAAGAAUGUCAAGGAAGUUGCCACUGUGGGACUAUUGUUUCCUGACCACUGCACCUUGCCGAGCCACCUCCAAAAAUUUGCUGAAGGUCCUGUGAUCUCUGUUGAAAUCAAGCCAAAGCAGGGAUUCCUGCCUAGUCCCCAUGAUCUCCCCUGUGAACACAAGAUUCGAGCAUCCGUCUGCAGAUUUCACCUUUCCCAGACUGCCAAGGUCAGCAAAGGGCGGAUAUCAUCACUCAGCAUGUACUGCCCGCUGGAUCUGUUCAGUGGGUGUCCUAGGCGAAUGAAAAAUGCUCUAAGGGAGCUCCUCUACCACCCACAAAAUAAUCUCAGAGUCUUUAAGAACAAGGAACUUAUAUUUAGUGAAGAAUCAAGAACCAACCUAGAUGUCACGCUAAAGGAUUUCUUUCUUGAAUCAAGUCUAGUCAGCCGAGAAGACAACCUGUGCCAUCUGAUAGCGAAAAUCCUGCGGCACUCAUAUCCUGAAACCGUGGCAGUCAGUGCAACCAGUGGCAUCGGUGAUGUUAUCACAGCACAGUCUUGCCCUUCUUCACAUCCAUGCACUUGCACUACUAGAAUGAAAGCUGACCACCGGCUUCCUCGUGGGUGCAUUUUGGACCUAGUGCUGCGGGCUCAGCGCCUGGGUUCCAUCGACGUCUCUACGGCCUAUCCCCUGUACCUCAGUCUCAAGGACACCCUCCAUUGUGCUGGAGAGAAACCACCGCUGCUUGAGUACCUGAAGGAUGGAUACCCUGCUCCCUCUCUGCCCAAGGCUGUGGGUUGCCAUGAACGCCAGAAUUAUGAGACUGACCACACAUUCGCCUGCCGCAAGAUCUGGGAAUUCUUGGUGGCACUAACAGCUCGUGAUUGCUCUAUUAUGCUUUCCCUGCAGAGGUUGCCUUCUGUGGCUAAGGUUCACACCUGGGAGGAGGACUCUGUCGUGGAAGAUAGCUAUGGACGGGCCUACCUCUUCUCCCUGGCUGUUGUAGACCUGGACCCCAAGUCGGUCGACAAACUUGAGAAGGUCUACUUCGACGACUGCAGUAUGAUUCGGACUGCCCAAUCGUGACCAUGCGAAGGCUCAGUGAAGGCAGACAUGCCAGCCAGGGAUUCUUGCCAUCGGUGAUGCUCCCUGUUUUAGCCGUUGGCAUUAUGUGUAGGUGGGGGCAGGUGGUGCUUGAGGCUUGACAAUGUGGACAAGACAAUCAAAGUUUUAUUGAGAUCUUAUCAGUGCGCUUUAAAUUUUCUACUGCUUUAUGCUGACAUAUUUUUGUGUUAUCACUUUCUAGGCCAUUUUAACUGGUAAAAUUUUAGAGCUGUCGUUAGAGACCUAAGCAUGCAGGAUAAAAUUUCCACAUCUAAAGCCAAUGCAUCACCUCUGUGACGAUAUGAAAGAGUACGUAAUGAAUGAAGCCUACCAUAUCUUGGUCUUGUUGAUUUAUGAAGAGACAGUGCUGACUUGUUGUUCUUGAUCAACCCGAGUUUUUAAGCCUUUGGUUUUGUUGCAACAGUGUUGUCGUUCGCCAAGUACAGCAGUUGUUGGUAUGUUGACUUUAUGUUUGGGAUAUUUCCUUUGUGACAUUUUCUGAAGUUCGGCUCAUGAUGACAUGGUGAAGCUAGGUUUUUUUUAUUAAUAGCCUCGUAUCUUUAGAAAACUCUGUAUCUGUUUCUCUGUGACUAGUCGCUCCGUCUGUAUUUUAGCAGUCUUCUAACAGUGUUAAAGCAUUGUUGGUGGUUGUAGGGAGUUCAAAACAGUUCUUUUGAUCGACAAUGUCCAUAGCAUUUUCUUUGAAAUUGUUCCUGAAACUCGACCCUUGUGGACAUGGCGAAAUUUCCUCCUUUGGCUAAAGCCUACCAUUUAAAAAAAAUAGUUCUACGUUUUCUUGUCUUUAGUCAUUUCCUCCUUAUCAGUGUAUUAGUGAUGCUUUCAUGAAGAGUCAUCAAAUCUCAGUAGUAUCAGUAUUGCGAAGGGACUUAUUCUCCCUACUAAGUAAUGUUGCCUGUGAAUUUUAGAAGGAAAAAGUUUUGUGGGUAUUGCAAAGAACAGUGUCCUUAAUAGGAAAUCAGAGUCAGUUCUGAUUUCAAUGUUAAAAUAACAUGAGAAAUGCAGAAAAUGCUCGUUUGGCAGAUCCAGAGUCAAUUUGAAUUACAUUACUGAUAUAAAAAAUAAAAGUAAAUCCUCUCAACCAUUGGAACUAUAGUAUGAGUUGGGGGCCUUGAAUCUAUUGCAAGAUUUGUCAAAUAUUGCAAAAUUUAAAAUUAGCAUCAUAUUUAGAACUUUGUAACUCCUCACUGAUAACAAAUGUGAAAUUUUGUAAGGCAGGCAAAUAUAUUAGUCUGCAGCUAUCACGAAUAUGUCAUACUGUUUACCUCAUUUUUACAAAAGUCCUAUGCAUGAACUGGUGGUACAGUUCUGAGCAGUGUAUAAGAAUACCAGUUUGGAUGCAGUUUACAGUAUUGUGAUAUGUUUUUUCAAUGUACGUAGUUACCCAAUUGUCGACUUGAUGCUUAUAUUUUUCAAAUUCUCCAAUUUUCGCAAGUCUUGUAAAAACAUUCAAGACCUUCAAAAAACAUUUAAAAUUGGUACAGCUGACACUGAGUGGAACAAUUUCUCCUGUAAAGAGCUCUUGAGGUAAUGCUCCAUCUUAAAUGUAAAAACAAUGGGCUGUGAGGAAGAAUCAUAUUUGUGACACAGGCUUAUUUGGUCAGUUUUUUUUUUUUUGUUUUUUUUUUAAGGGAACUUGUAAGUGAUAAUAUGCCUUGGAAAAUUAUGCCUCACAUUUGAAGAGCUUACUUUGGCCUAAUAGAAUCCAGCAAAAGUACAAUGUUCAGCCAUGAACCAAAAAAUCUAAACUUUAAGUCUGUCAGUGCAAAAGCUGCAGAAAUGCAAGAAGUGGCAGGCGGUGUGUAGUUGCUUAUAACUAUCAUGUUGUGUGUUUAUAGCAUCAUACUGCAUAUAUGUGAGAGCUUACAAAUUGAAAAAUGGUGCCUAGUUUUUUUUUCUUUUUUUUUUUUUUUUUAUGACGUGCUCAAUGCUACUCUUUCGAGUUGGAUAUCCUUUGGCAGUUACUACUCUGCCACAUUAAAAGUAACAGGGUCGUUAUAUAUCGUUUGCCAGUCUCUUUACCGAGCACAAAUAGGCUACAUUACAAUUUGUUCACAGAACUUGGUUUUAUUUCCUUUUAUACAGUUGUUGUUUUCGUGAUACAGUAGUGCCCUUUUCGUGCAUUUAAUGAGCAGGACUGGAAGGUUCUGUUUCUCAUACAAAUGAUCUCGUAAGCAGCAGAGUUCUGCUUAGGCAGCAUGAGAGAGAUACUCUGACCAUGCUGCCUUUGAAACCAGUCAUUUAAACCUGAUGUUCAAAUUUGUUCAGGUUCAGGGCCGCUUAGAUCUUUUGCAUCUCUGCUUGGGCUUCUGAAUAAGACAAGAAAUAGCAUGGGGAUGGGGGGGAGGUAGGCGGUGGGUACAGGUUUGCACAUAGUGCAGUUUACAUCAGCCUUUGUAGUUGCCCUAGAGUCCGGGCGCAUAAACGUUUUAUGGUACAUUUGACUGUUCAUUUACUAGCACUCUGGAACACAAUUGUCAGGUUAAUUCAAAGCGCUCGGAGGUGCUCUGACUUUCGAGCUGCGAGUGCAACCAAGAUCUGACAGAAUUCCUGUCACGGCGCUUUCUCCAAUUGCAGUGGGAGCAGCAACGCUCAACACGGGUAGCUAUUCUCUGGCUCCAAUCUUGAGAAGUUUUCAGAUUGCUAAAACUGAGCCAGAGCAUAGUAGGAACCAGCCAAAUGGUACCAUUAGCUUCUUACAUUUAUGCUUUUAAAGAUAUGUAACAAUACUGUCCCACAGUAGUUGCUUUGAGGGUUCCAGAAAGCUUGUAAAGGUUGUCUGCUCUUAGAAUAUUAUUUUUCCACACUGACACAGCUUUGACGUUUCUUCUUCUCUACGAGGAAAAAGGUAGCCAACCAUAAUACUCAGUGCUGACACCUAUGAAUGAAAUAUUAGUCUGUGGGUUUUUAACAGCGAAGCUGUGUAAGCCAGCCGCAAUUUGUGGUUCGUAUCAAGAAACUAGAAGAAAUAAAAUAAACUUUCUUGCCGAGGCGGGAUUCGAACCCGAGUACCCGGUCCCAAGGCAAGCGUUGUAACCACUAGGCUAGACAGCCACGCUUGCAGAACAUGCAUUUAUGUGAACCAUAUGAUUGCGUUUGAGUGUCGUCGUCUUCGUCCACAGCUGGCGUGUUCGCACGCUCAUGCUCUGCGAGGUGAAGAGGUUUUACCCGCUAUGAGAGCGAGAGAGAGACACAUUCACGGAGCGGGUCUCCUGGAAUGCGUUGUCGGCAUUGCAAUGCGGUGUCGGUGUUGCAAGCUGCGCUAUGCAACGCGCAGUGACGGCCGUAAGCCCGAGACGUGCGAAAAGAAAUUAUCAUCGUCAUGAGUAAUAAGAAUAAAAGUUUGCGCGCACUUCCGGAAAAUGGUGGGCUACGAUUGCCCAGCUUUGCUGUUUCAAGUGUUGCGCAACCGAGUGCAAGGUUAAGCAUUUGUCAUUCGUCUACUUUCUUGUAGCGUACACGGAAAGGUACAUUAGACUAACACACAGCGCUAACUUUCAACAACAGACUUAUUGCAAGUUUAAGCUGCUAUGAGCGCUUAAGAAUUAUUAAUGAGGUGUUUCUUCGAGAAUUGGACAACCCAGUAUAUAUACCAUUGCCUGAUGAAUUAAACUUUCAUGAAAUCAUGGUUGUACAAAAAGGCUUUGAUUCUUCUGCUAUACAACUUAUGCUAAGUGUUUGCUUGCAUGAAAUUCAUGAAGAAAGGAACACUCAUUGAAAAUUUAGUGCGUCUUGUUAAACUAAUGUAAAAAGGGAAGCGGUAAUUGGUGCUUCAAUUUUUUGUUUUUUCCACAUAGGUAGUACUUUACUGCUUCUGGUGGGAUUGGUGGGAAAUGCAAUAGCAUAGACUAUCAGGCUAGCUGGUUCAUGAUGAAAAACUUGAAGCACACGACAAUGGGACAAAGAAAGCACAUGGCAACGGGAUAGCGUACCUGUGUCUCUCUCUCUUUGUUUCAUUGUCAACUGCUGCAAGUUGUGCACAACUGAACAAAUAGAGUGACAGUGGAGCAGCGUAGUAGUAUCUGUGCAAAAUUUAGUGAACAGCCAGCAACCAGAAAGGUGAUAUUCAGUCGGGUAAAAUGCCAAACUGUAUUGUCUUAUUUGUUCGGCAUCCAGAACACUGAAUAAUUUUGAUGUGGUUUAACUGCAGACUGAACAUACACAUCCCGCUACUCCUGGGAUUUCAGUGUUGUGAUGCUCUCUUCUUCACCCUUUUGCUUUGACAAAAAGUACAUGAUCUGAAAUGAUAACAAUAUUGCUCGUGUGAUUUUGUGGCUUACAUCUUAAAUGCUACGAGGCUAGUAGUAGUAGGAGCUGUAGUAGUGCGUGUGCUUAUGUAGUUGGUAAACAGGGUGGCCCUAUCCACAAUUGUGAGCAGCGCCAAACAAAGAUGGAGUGGAAUUUAAGCAGGACAUGCACUAAACUUCAGCAGCGCUUUAUUGAUGGAAAGCAGUCACACAUGAAAAACAUGCCAGAUCACUCUGUGGAGACAACAGAGGCUAAAAAAAAGUGAAAACUAAUGAAUGAAGGUAAAAAAGAAAACUGUGAUGUCAUGUGUGCAAAUCCAUCCCAUCACUAAAUUUAGGUCUUGCCCAACCCUUGUCAGGUGGAGAAGUACUCUCAAUGGAAAUGGAAAAUGAGUGCAGUUGAGCCCUCGUUAUAUGAUACGCUUCCACGAGUUUGUACAUCCAGAGAUCUUGAUGCUACAGCCAUUAUAAAAUUUAAUCUAACUAAACCGGGGGAAAAAAAAGGGGGGGGGGGCGAUUUUUAAACUCAACUGUCACUUGUGCAGCUUCUCAUGAUAAAUUUUGUACGCACUAAAAGUUGUCUGAGUGGGCCUUUCUUUUUGAAUUUUGCCAUGUACCUUUGGCCCUCUGUUUACCAUGUGAUCCGUGAAAAGCUCAGAUAAUGGUGUAUUAGAUAGGACAUAGGCCAAUGAAGAGCUGGUCUUCGAGUUGAAACGUGCGAUUGAAGUGAACUUUGAAAUGAGCGCAAGGCUUAGUGUCUUUUAUCCAAACUUAGCGACGUGCUUGUGAGUAGUUUUGAGAUUUUACUGCUUCACAGUCUAGCGCAGUUACUUGUAUACUUUAGCUGAUAUUACUUAUAAUGAUGCACUUAAAGCAUUUUCUCGCUUGCUGUUUUAACUUGCACUAAACUGCUGUCUCACAUGUAUUCCUGGAGCUGAGAGAGGAGGUUGUGGGUUUUGAUGGUAGUGUGGAUGCAAAACUAUUUGUGUACCAGGACUUGGGCUCACGUUACCCUUUAAUUCCUAAGCUUUCUCACAACAGAAAAAAGGAAAAGAUAUGUGCGAAAUGUUUCUAUUCUAUCAAACUUUUCACAGAUCCUAUGCCAACUUGAGAAUUAUAUUGCAUCUCCAGAUUAUGUUUUACAGUUAAACCUGUUUAUAACGAACCUCCAUAUAACGAAUUCCUGGAUAUAACGAAGUUUUUCGAUUCCUCGCCGUUACUCCAUAGAAGCACAUGUAUUUGAGACCUCUACGUAACGAAGUGGCAGCGGGAGACCCCCUCGAUAUAACGAAUUUCCCCCUCCGACCACCUAGAGAUUUCGCCCCAAAUUUUGUCAUUUUUGCGCGAGCAGCAACCGGAAGCACCUUCUCCGCCGCGAUGGAAUGUGAAGCGAGCGUGUGCGAGGCGGCCCUGCAUCCCUCGACCCAGCGAUCUUGCCGCCGCGGGCGUGACCUUUCCCCUCCCUUCAUUCUAAUCUGAUCCUUCCGCUUGCUGCAGCUGGCCUAGCCCGCCAAGCCGGCACUCUCUCCUUUUCCAGCUUAUGUUGCCGACGCGCUGGUACACGCUGGCGGCGUGUGCAAGCGCCGCUGGAGAAGCGAGCGAAGUGACCUUCGUGCUGUUGUCUAUCGCUUCAACGCAAACUGAGCGCCGAGAACACACAGCACGCAGAAAGCUACGAGCCGCCGACGCACCUACACUGCUAGACUCUGCCCCAACGCAGAUCGCUUUCAAGAUACGUCCUGCGCGACCGCGCGCCGGCCCGCUAUCCCUCCCCCCUCGCUCUCUCGCCGGUGCCACGAGCGCAACGAAAGAAGGCGCGCUUCCUCCCUGUUUUUCUUGCGCGCGCAAGAUUUAGACGCGGUCGUCGGCUCCCCUCGCACGUUUUCCACUCGCACAUACAGCUUACGGCGCGCGGCGACUGCGUUAUCGCCCUUGGACUUUAGGGUACGGCCACGCUAGCGGCAAAAACACGCAGCAAAAACGCGCGUCAGAAACGCGCGGCAACGCGUCAUGCCGCGCGCGACAGAAGCGGCAGGAAUCGGGGGUCUUGCGGCGUGCCGCGCGAGAUGGGUUCUGCGGCAAAUGCCGCGUGCCGCGAGAUGAAGAACCAAUCAAGAGCGACGAGGGUGACGUCACGGAGCCAUCACAACCGGAACGCCGCCGGUCCGCGUCGGGUUUUCAACAACGAUUCGUCUCUCGCAUGAAACAACGAGCGCUCGCGGUGUUGCUCGCACGUUCGGAGAGCGCGGGAGAUCUUAUCGGGAGAUCUUAUCGCGCUGCCGCGCGGCGAGACGCGCGUGCCACGGUGGCCUCGUGGCAAGGCGCUGACGCGCGGCAACUUGCUGCUCGCUGCAUGACGCGCGCGUUUUUUGCCGCUAGCGUGGCCGUACCCUUUAUAUACGGAAUAUCUAUGAGCCAAAACCAAUUUUAGGGCCACAACGCGUCAUGGACCUGGUGUGACAUUCCGAGGAUGAGUGCUUCGACGAAAACAGAAAACGGGUGCGCGUUACAAUUGAGGGCGCGUUAGAAUCGAGUAAAUACGGUUACCGUUUAUUUUUCGAAUUUUCGUGCCGUGCCUGCAUAUAACGAAAUCCUCUUUAUAACGAAGUUUUUCGGGAAUUUGUCAAUUUCGUUAUAUCCAGGUUUAACUGUAUAUGGUCUAAAAGGUUAAUGAAAAAUGCCUAAUCUGAAUGAAGGGCUCUCGCUAGGCAUAUUUAUAAGUUUCGAGUGUAAUUGUCUGAACAAAUUCUAACGAAAAUUAAUGCUUAAUGCUCUGCGUUCCAUAGAGCAUUAAGGAAAAUGUACGAGGGCCCAAGCUCAGCUGCAUGACAUGAGUUGACGGAUGUGACUGGCAGGCAGAGCCUAAAAGCCCAGUCUAGGUGACUAGAGCUCAUCUUUGGCAACAUUAGUGCGAACUGCUGUAAUACAACCUAAAAGUUAAAGGGUUAAAGAGCCCCACAUAGUCAAAGUUUUUCCAGAGGUGGAACUCCUUCACUCUAGCCUCUCAAAUAGCCAAAAUGCAACUUCAGGACAUUAAACUCCAUAAUUGCUACAUGGUAGUUAUCAAUGGCUACACCUGUUAAGAUGCGUUGAACCCUGAUCCAAACGUCAGUGUGAAAACAGUGCUUCCCAAUGUCCCUUUAGUCACUGCAGUGUCAUUGCCCCACUGCACACUUCAUCAGACGUUUUGCCAGACUGCAUACUGCAGUUCUCGCAAAGAUUUACCAUGGCAAAUUCCUGAGUAUUGAGAAGGCGAGUGCUCCCCCCUAGCCCACUUUUUGGAGCACAAGGUGCAAUACAAAGGCCCUUCUGAAUGGUCUGGUAAGACAUCUUGUCAUUUGCAGUGUGGCUUGUAAACUUUCGACAAAGGCUACAUGUUUCUAGGCUGUAAGCAUCUGUGCACUUUGUAGUCGCGUCAUUUGCAGCAAGAGCUUUGCAUCCUUAGCUAGAUGUGUUUAUGCACUGCUGUCUGGACCUUUCAGCAUUUAUUGCUUUGUAAUUUAUUCAGUGUUCCAAGCUGCCUGUCUGACAAUUGCACUUUUUUACUUGUUCCUGUUUGCAUUUCUAAUGAGCUUGCAGUGCUAUGUUGGUGCAACUUCUUUAACAUUUUUAAGCUAUCUGUGUCACGAUCUGCUUUAUUUGUUGUAAAGUUCCUUUUGCAUUAGAAGCUUUAUGUUCCAAGUCCAGCUUUUUGUUUUUGCAAACAGAGUGAACAUUAUGUAGGUACUAUCAACCUAAAAAGUUUACGGACCACGGGAUUUCAGAAAACGCUAAAUAUCCAAGCAGCCCUUUAAAUGUAGCCAGUAAAACCGUACAUCACAAUGUUGUUCACAUAUACUAGUAGAGGCUGGAAAUGGAAAUACCAGGCUGCGUUUUGAGGCUGCGGAGAUAUUCAACUUUUUGUCAGAUCCUUUGGUCCGUAAACUUUUUGGGUCAAUAGUACAUGUGCAGAAAGUGUUUCAUGACUGGGCCUUCCCGAAGGAAAUGGGACCACAGUGAACAUAGAAAAAUAAUUCUGCUGCUUAUAAAUGGAGAAUGUGUUAUUUUUGAAAUGAAAAAAAAGUAUUCUAACGCAGCAUGUUUUUAGUGAGUCAAGUGUGAUGCAAUUGAAGUAAAAUUAUCAUGGUUAUAGGCCCUAGUCGCUUAACGUGCGCAUAUAUUGAAGUAUUAUCAUGGUAUCUGUGAUUGUCAUCGCCAAAUGAUUGUGAUCCCAGAGAUACUUAAUGUAGCAGUAUCAUGGUAAAAUAAAGUACAAACAAAUCGA